Molecule: messenger RNA, 630 nt
Organism: Lathyrus sativus (Indian pea)
Lineage: Eukaryota; Viridiplantae; Streptophyta; Magnoliopsida; Fabales; Fabaceae
Source: the annotation of a GenBank genome assembly
AUGAAGACGAAGCGCGACGACGAUUGUUUCGAUUACCUUCAUCUUUCCCCUCCAACAAAAUCAAGCAAACUGGAUUAUUACGAGAUGACGACUAUGGAGAUGGAGGAAGAUACUCCUGCAAAUGUUGCGCCACCGUUAAAGCAAUUCGACGAAGAGAAAUCACUGGUGCUAUAUCAUGAUCAUCCCUCCAAUUCAAAUACUCCUCUUCUCAAGUCCCCUACAUCCCCUCCUUUAACCAUUGUUGUUGCUACUCACUUGAUUCCUGGUUUAAAGGAUUAUUUGUUGUCACGGGGAACUCUAAAGCUAGAGGAACUUGGCGAAGAUGAAACGAGGAGGGAGAAGACAUCAAAAGACUGUUUGGCUGUUAUCCCAUGGGUUCCUAAUCCUCUGGCACGCCAAGAAAUAGUACCAGAGACAUGUCAAACAUUCGAGGCAGAAGUUAGUGAAAUGAUGGACAUGGAUGAUCCACAUGCAAAUAACAACAAUCAGAAGGUGGAGGCAUGUGGAGUAUCAUCUCCAUGGCAACAACAACAAUGUAUGAUGUCCAAUAUGUUGCAACCUUCCUUUGGCGCGUAUUUACGUGGUAGCAUCUUUUGGAGAACAACUAAACUAAGUGCUCAAGUUUCAUAG